Candidula unifasciata is the source of this 1185-nucleotide messenger RNA. NCBI's taxonomy places the organism in Eukaryota, Metazoa, Mollusca, Gastropoda, Stylommatophora, Geomitridae. The record is from the annotation of a GenBank genome assembly.
AUGUUCUCUGUCAACGUGGUAGACAUCUUAUCAUCCAUCUUGCUGUGUGCAGUAGUUCUUCUCGUACUGGUCGGUAACACAUUGGUGGUCCUAGCAGUGGCUACUUCACGCAAGCUGAGAACCGUCACCAACGUCUUCAUUGUCAAUCUGGCUUGUGCUGACCUUCUUCUGGGAGUGCUGAUUUUGCCUUUCUCUGCUGUGCUGGAAAUUAAGGACAUUUGGAUCUUUGGGCGCAUAUGGUGUCAGGUGUGGCUUGCUGUUGAUGUCUGGCUGUGCACGGCUUCGAUCCUCAACCUGUGCUGCAUCAGCCUAGAUCGCUACCUGGCAAUAACCCGCCCAAUACGGUAUCCAGGCCUCAUGUCUGCACGCCGAGCCAAGACUCUUGUUGCCGGGGUCUGGCUUUUCUCGUUCAUCAUAGGAUGCCCACCUCUCAUUGGUUGGAAUGACACUUUUGAAGACGGCUUAGACCUCAACGGAACAACUAUGACACCUCCUAUCACCACAACCACAGUGGUGACGACUGAAAGUAUGCAUCCAGCGUGUGGCACAGGCGCGUUUUCACGUAACGGUUUAACUCUGAAUGAGUCGUGUGUAGUUACACCAGAAAGAACAUUCAUUAUAACAUGCGAAUUAACAGGCUCAAGAGGCUAUCGGAUCUACGCAGCAUUUGGGUCCUUCUAUAUUCCAAUGUUAGUUAUGGUCUUCUUUUAUUUACAAAUAUACCGCGCGGCCAUGAAAACUAUCUCAGCUUAUGCCAAAGGAGAGCUGAAAACCAAGUGUUCUGGCAAGGAAAAGGCAAAUGGUCAGUCAACAAACUCAUUUAACCGCGAGAAAAAGGCUGCAAAAACUCUUGCUAUUAUCGUCGGUGCAUUCAUUGUGUGCUGGAUGCCUUUUUUCACUACAUAUUUAAUAGAAGCCUUUUGUGAGAGCUGUAGCUCGCCGCAGCUUUUUUCUGUGGUAUUUUGGCUGGGAUAUUGUAAUUCUGCAAUGAAUCCUUGUGUUUAUGCGUUAUUCUCAAGGGAUUUCCGAUUCGCGUUCCGAAAAUUGCUCAUGUGUAGGUGUCAGCUUUUGCGCCGAAGCAGGAACUUUCGACAACAGAGCUCUGAUGUUCCUGCCAUUCAGUUGCAUUGUGCGCCACAGGAUGAAGCUAGGAGCUCUUCAGAUUUAGAAGGACAAUGGAGAUGA